UCUUGUACACUUAUCUUGCAAGAAGCUUUUAAUUCAUAUAAAUAAUAUCAAACACCUUAUUACAGUCACCUCCCACUCUUCUUUAUGCAUUUGAAAUUAGCCAUGGGAAAAAAUGCGAUCUUUACGUUGCUAACAAUGCUUUAUUUGCUCAUCUAUGUUGUGUCUCUCAAUAGUUCCACUAAUGAGUAUGCUCUUCUAGCCUUCAAAUCUCAAAUUUCUGAUCCAAAUAAAAUUUUGGCCAAAAAUUGGUCACAAGAAACCUCUUUCUGUAAUUGGAUUGGUAUUACUUGCGGAAGGAGACAUCGAAGAGUUAGAGGCUUACGUUUAACAAAUAUGGGCUUGCGAGGUACUAUUGCAAAAGAGAUCGGUGAACUCUCCUUUUUGAGAUCCUUGAUUAUUAGUAACAACAAUUUCCAAGGAUAUAUCCCUGUUGAAGUGGGUAAUUUGAACCAACUUCGAGAAAUAGAGAUGCAGUACUAUGAGCUAAAUGGUUCUAUUCCAUCAAGUUUUGGAUUUCUUGUAAAUCUACAGAAGUUAAAUCUCUCCGGGAACAUACUCAAUGGCGAUAUUCCUAACAAGAUUUUCAAUGUCUCUUCUUUGAUAGAUAUUGGUUUAGGAAACAAUAGUCUCUCUGGAAGUCUUUCCUCGGAUAUCUGUACCAAUCUUCCGAAGCUAAAGAAGCUAAGAAUUUCAGAAAAUCAAAUAACUAGCAACAUUCCUCCAAGCUUGGGAACAUGCUCAAAUCUUGAACUACUUUCUCUAUCGUUCAAUAAUUUUGCUGGUAACAUUCCAAUGGAAAUCGGGAACUUGUCAAAGCUUCAAACACUCUAUCUAGGAAGCAAUAAUUUGAUAGGAACUAUUCCAAAUGAACUUGGAAACCUACCAUCACUUGUAGAACUAGAUUUGAGUUUUAACGGCUUGAGUGGAAGCAUUCCAUAUGAAAUUGGAAACUUGUCAACACUUCAAGGUUUAUAUAUGAGUUCGCUCAUCUUGACAGGUACAAUUCCGAAUUCAAUUAGCAGUUUGUCAAAUUUGGAGGCUUUGCUUGUUGGAAACAAUAGUCUUCAUGGUCAGAUACCUCAAUCCAUCUUCAAUCUCUCCAUGUUGCAAGCACUUAGUUUUGCAAAAAAUAAUAUCUCCGGCAAUUUUCCAUUGUCAAUAGCCAAUGGGCUCCCUGAUCUCGAACUUCUCUAUUUUGAUAUCAAUAGAUUGAGUGGAGAAAUUCCUGACUGGAUUUCAAAUUGUUCUAAGCUUAUUAUAUUGGAGCUUAGUCAUAACUUGUUCAGUGGACAUGUACCAAUUAAUCUUGGGAAUUUACAAGACCUUCAACGUCUAAAUUUAGGUGCUAAUCUCUUGACAAAUGAUCCUUCAAUGUUGGAAUUGGAUUUUCUACCUUCAUUGACAAAUUGUAGAUACUUGGAGAAGCUAUGGAUUGGUGAAAAUUUUUUUGAUGGAAUGCUUCCAAAAGCUUUAGGUAAUUUUUCGACAUUUCUUCAAGAAUUUGAUGUUAAUGAUUGUGGCAUCAAAGGUAUGAUUACAAGUGGAAUUGGCAAUAUGAGAAACUUGGUCUGGCUAGGAAUGGGAGGCAAUGAGUUCACAAGAGAAAUUCCUGACACGUUGAGCCAAUUGAGGAUGUUGCAAAUGUUGGAGCUUGAUGACAAUAACCUGCACGGGUCAAUACCUGACAACCUUUGCAAUCUGGUGAAUCUUUAUCACCUAGUUUUGGAGAAUAAUCAACUCUCUCAAAAGCUACCAACUUGUCUAGGAGAUCUUACUUCUUUACGAAAACUUUAUUUAGCUAACAAUUCAUUGACUUCAACCAUUCCAUCCACACUAUGGACUAACAAGGAAAUUCAAAUAAUAGAUUUGUCAUAUAAUUUUCUCAAUGGUUCGCAGGUUCCAGAAAUCGGCAACAUGUUCAGGAUGAGAGAGUUAUAUCUAUCAGGAAAUUAGUUCUCAGGUGAGAUUCCAAGCACUAU
Olea europaea var. sylvestris is the source of this 1979-nucleotide messenger RNA. RefSeq names its product probable leucine-rich repeat receptor-like protein kinase At5g63930. Gene Ontology annotation, molecular function: protein binding. NCBI's taxonomy places the organism in Eukaryota, Viridiplantae, Streptophyta, Magnoliopsida, Lamiales, Oleaceae. The record is from RefSeq and is a predicted model, not a curated record. Bases 85 to 1953 code for a protein of 622 amino acids. The transcript is spliced from 4 exons.